Anisakis simplex (herring worm) is the source of this 408-nucleotide messenger RNA. Lineage: Eukaryota; Metazoa; Nematoda; Chromadorea; Rhabditida; Anisakidae. The record is from the annotation of a GenBank genome assembly.
AUGGUCGAUUAUUAUUUCGAUAAAGGAUCAGCUGUAAUUCAGCCGAAGUUAGUUGAAGAGAUCAAAACGAAAGGGUUAUCACUUCAGGACAAAAAGAAUUUCGUCAGUGGAGUGAUAACCGCAAUGAAGUCGGUUGACAAGAUUCUGCACAUCACAUUUCCAAUUCGACGUGAUAACGGUCAGUAUGAGAUGAUUGAGGCCUGGCGUGCAAUGCACAGUGAACAUCGUAGACCCACCAAGGGUGGUAUCAGGUAUGCGAUGAACGUGUGCGAGGAUGAAGUGAAAGCAUUGUCGGCACUGAUGACCUUCAAAUGUGCCGUUACAGAUGUUCCGUUUGGCGGUGCUAAAGGUGCAUUCCAAUAUAUUCACUCAAAAACAUCAUCACACACUCAUAUAACCGAGUUAUAA